AUGGCUACCGUGCAAGAGCCCCUUAUCCCGGAAAGCCAUGUGCUUCCUACAGAUGCACCAGUUGAGCCCAUUUCAUCGAUAGAUGGAACCUCCACUGCCGACACAACUGAGGCAGAAAUGAGCGAAUCCACCGCCACCCUGGUUGAGUCCGACACAGCACAGCAAUCUAAAGAUUCAACCCAAACCGGAGUCCCAUUGACCGCAGCGGAAAAGAAGAAAGCCAAGAAGGCAAAGAGGAAGCAGCAAAAGAGACAGGAGAGUAUUAGCUCCAUUGCUGCCGCCGCCGAACAGACUCCCGAAACCCAAACUGCAGAACCUGCAGUAGAGGAACCGGCAUCAAUCGAAGCUCCCAAGGAGUCCGAACCCGCUGCUGAGCCAGUGGUUGAGGAAAAAACCACAAUUGAAUCAACGGAAGAAUCAAAGCCUGCUGAGAAGGCCGUCGAUGCUACCGAGGCGCCAGUGCUCGAAGAAAAGCCUGCCGCUGAAGCUACUGAGCCAACCUUUGCCGAAGUAGUGGCCGAGGAGAAGCCUGCAGCUGAAUCAACCACAGAACCCGAGGCUGCUGAGAAGUCCGCCGAGCCCGUCACAGAAGAAUCGAAGACUGCUGAGGCCGUUUCGGAAACUGUCGCAGAGCCUGCUGUAGAGGAAUCCAAGACCGUGGAAGAGGUUGCUAAGCCUACCACCGAAGAGGCGAAGCCCGCCGAGGCAGUUCCCGAAGUCGCCGCAGAGCCAAUUGUCGAAGAGACUCCCGCCGUGGAAGAAUCUCAGAUCGAGGAGGCUGUUCCUGAAAUCGCCAAGGAGACGCCUGCUGUUGAGGAAUCGAAGCCUACCACAGAAACCGCCACAGAAGAAAAGGCCGCCGAGGCCGUCCCCGAGACUGUCGAGGAGACUCCCGCCGAGAAGGUUGCUGAGCCAACCUUUGCCGAAGUAGUGGCUGAGGAGAAGCCUGUAACGGAAUCAACCGCAGAACCCGAGGCUGAGAAGUCCGCCGAGCCCGUAACGGAAGAAUCGAAGACCGUCGAGGCCGUUCCCGAAACUGUCGAGCCUGUUGUCGAGGAAUCCAAGGCCGUGGAAGAGGCUGCCAAGCCUGUUACCGAAGAGGAGAAGCCUGCCGCCGAACCAACCACAGAACCCGAGGCUGCUGAGAAGGUCGCCGAGCCCGUCGCAGAGGAAUCAAAGACCAUUGAGGCUGUUCCAGAAACUGUCGCAGAGCCUGUUGUGGAAGAAUCCAAGACCGUGGAAGAGGUUGCCAAGCCUACCACCGAAGAGUCGAAGCCCGCCGAGGCCGUUCCUGAAGUCGCCGCAGAGCCAAUUGUCGAGGAGACUCCCGCCGCGGAAGAAACUAAGACCGCGGACAAGGUUGCUGAGCCUAUCACCGAAGAGAAGCCCACCACUGAAUCCACGGAAGAGUCGGAGCCCGCCAAGUCUUUCGCCGAAGCCGUCGCUGAGCCAGCUGUUGAAGAGACUUCCGCUACGGAAGAAACUAAGACCGCCGAAAAGGCUGCUGAGCCUAUCGCAGAGGAGAAGCCCGUCGAGGAAAAUGCUUCCGAAGCCGUCCCCGAAACUGCCGCCGAGCCUGUUGUCGAGCAGCCCACUGAAGCUGCCGUAGAGGAAUCCAAGACUGUGGAGGAUAUCGCUGAGCCCGCUAAGGAAGAGUCAAAGCCCACCGAGGCCGUUCCUGAAGCUGUUGUGGAAGAAAAGACCACGGAGGUCGUUCCUGAAACCACCGAAGCCGCUGUGAAGGAGACUCCUGCCGCUGAAACUGCCGUCGAAGAAUCGAAGACUGUGGAAGCUGUUCCUGAAAUCGCCCAGGAAGCGCCCGCCGUCGAAGAAUCCAAGGCUGUGGAGGAUAUUGCUGAGCCCGCCAAGGAAGAGUCAAAGACUGUCGAGGCUGUCCCGGAAGCUACUGUGGAAGAAAAGACCACGGAGGUCGUUCCUGAAACCACCGAAGCUGCCGUAGAAGAACCUAAGGCUGUGGAGGAUGCCGUUGAGCCCGCUAAGGAAGAUUCAAAGACCACCGAGGCCGUUCCUGAAACUACCGAAGACGCCGUGAAGGAGACUCCCGCUGCUGAAACCGCUGUGGAAGAACUGAAGACCGUGGAAGCUGUUCCUGAAGUCGCCCAGGAAGCGCCCGCCGUCGAAGAAUCCAAGGUUGCUGAGGAGGUCGCUGAGCCUACCGCCACCGAAGCCGCCACAGAAGAAAAGACCACCGAGGCUAUCCCCGAAACUGUCGCAGAGCCUAUCGCCGAAGAGACCCCCGUCGUGGCGGAAUCCAAGGCAGAGGACGCUGUUCCUGAAAUCGCUAAGGAGACGCCUGCUGCUGAGGAACCCAAGGCUGAGGUUGCUGAGCCAGUCGCCGAGGAGAAGCCUGCCACUGAGGAAAAGGAUGUCAAGUCCUUUGCCGAAGCCGUUGCUGAACCGGUUGUCGAGGAGACUCCCGCCGCGGAAGAAUCUAAGACAGAGGAGGCUGUUCCUGAAAUCGCCAAGGAGACGCCUGCCGUUGAAGAAUCUAAGCCCGUCGAAGCCGUUUCUGGAACUGUCGCAGAGCCUGCUGUCGAAGAGACUCCCGUUAUGGAAGAAUCUAAGACCGAGGAAGCUGUUCCUGAAAUCUCCAAGGAGACGCCUGCUGUUGAGGAAUCGAAGCCUGCCGCAGAAGAACAGGCCGCCGAGGCCGUUCCCGAGACUGUCGAGGAGACUCCCGCCACAGAAGCUGUUGUGGAAGAAUCAAAGCCUGCCGAAGCCGUUUCCGAAACCGUUGCGGAGCCUAUUGUUGAAGAGACUCCCGCCGUCGAAGAACCCAAGGCUGAGGAGGUUGCUGCACCCGCCACUGAGGAGAAGCCCGCUACUGAGGAAAAGGACACCAAGUCCUUUGCCGAAGCUGUCGCCGAACCAGUUGCCGAGGAGACCUCCGCUGCUGAAGCUGCUGUGGAAGAAUCAAAGCCUGUUAAGGCUACUCCUGAAAUCGCCCAGGAGACACCCGCAGUGGAGGAAUCCAAGGUUGAGGAGGUUGCUGCGCCUGCUACUGAAGAAAAGGCUGUCGAGGCUGUUGCUGAAGCCCCAGUGGUCGAAGAAUCUAAAGCCGAGGAAGUUGCUGCAUCCACCACUGAAGAGAAGCCUGCUACUGAGGAAAAGGACGUCAAGUCCUUUGCCGAAGCUGUCGCUGAGCCGGUUGUGGAGGAAACCCCUGCUGCUGAAGCUGCCGUGGAGGAAUCAAAGCCCGUCGAGGCUGCUCCUGAAAUCGUCCAGGAGGCACCCGCAGUGGAGGAAUCCAAGGCUGAGGAGGUUGCUGCGCCUGCCGCUGAAGAAAAGGCCGUCGAGGCUGCUUCUGAAACCCCUGCAGUCGAGGAACCCAAGACUGAGGAGGUUGCUGCGCCUGCCACUGAAGAAAAGGCCGUCGAGGCUGUUUCUGAAACUCCUGCAGCCGAAGAAGCCAAGGCUGAGGAGGUUGCUCAGCCUGACACUGAGGAAAAGGAGGUCAAGUCCUUUGCCGAAGCCGUCGCCGAGCCAGUUGUCCAGGAGACCCCUGCCGCUGAAGCUGCCGUGGAAGAACCCAAGACUGUCGAGGCUUCCCCUGAAACCAUUAAGGAGACACCCGCAGUCGAGGAACCCAAGACUGAGGAGGUUGCUGAGCCUGCUACUGAGGAAAAGGACGUCAAAUCCUUUGCCGAAGCCGUUGCUGAACCAGCUGUCGAGGAGACUCCCGCCGCUGAAUCUGCUGUGGAAGAAUCUAAGACUGUCGAGGCUGUUCCUGAACCAGUCCAGGAUACCCCAGCUACCGAAGCAGCCGUGGAAGAGUCCAAGCCUGCUGAGGAGCCAGUGACUGAGAAGGCAGUCCAGGAACCGGCUGUGGAGGCAACUGUCGAGGUUUCCGAGCCCAAGGAGGAAGUCGUCUCUGAGCCCACUAAGGAAGUGACCGAGGAAGCUCACGUUGAGCAGCCUGUUACUGAGGAAUUGACUGCCGAGCCAGUUAAGGAGACUGAGGUUGCCGAGCCUGUCAAUGAGACUGAAGCUGCUAAGGAUUCUGCUGUCGAGGAGCCUACUGAUGUUGCUGCUGCGGUGACCACCACCGCUGAGCCGGCUACCGAAGCGACUGAAGAGCCUGCCGCAGUUGUCGCCGCAGAGGCUGCUACUGAGAAGGCCCAGGAGCCCACUAAGGCCGAGUCUGUCCAGGACACCACCGAAAAGGCCACGGCUGUUGAACCAGUUGUGGAGGAGCCUGUGGCUGAAAUUGCUAAGGACUUGACUCCAGAGGAGUCUCCCGCUGUCACCGAGGCUGCUGCCGCUGCUGCUAUCCCCGAAGAAUCUCCCGCUGUUCCUGAGACCACUGAAGCUGCUGCUAUUGAGAUUGCCGCUAUUCCUGCGGCUGCUGCCGUUGCUGCGAUCACUGAGAAGUCUCCUACCGUCCCAGAGGCUGCCGCUGCUAUCGUUGAGGAAAACGCCGCUUCUACUGAGUCUGUGCAAGAAUCAGCUGAGGAGGUUAUCCCCGCUGAAAUUGCCAAGGACGUCGUCGUUGAGCAGCCGGAGGCUACCAAGACCGAGGAAGUCACCGAGCAGGCUAUCCAAGAGCCCGUCGCCGACAAGGCCACGGAGGAGCCCGUCGCUGAGACCUCCGCCCCAGAGCCGGUAGUCGAGGAUACUCCUGCUGUUGCAGAGACUCCUGUUGAAGAGCCUGCUAAGGAACUUGCUGUCGAGGAGCCUGUCAAGGUUUCCACUGAGACUCCUGCCGCUGUUGAUAUUAUUGCGGACGAGAAGGUCGAGGAGAAGCAACCCGAGGUUGAAGCUGUUGCCGAGCCAGUCGUCCCUGAACAGACUGAUACUUCUGUCGCUGUUGAAGAGCCUGUUUCUCAAGAUACUAAGCCUUCUGCCGCCGAAGCAAAGGCCGUGGACGAGCCAGUCACUGUGGCAGAGACUGCUGAAGUUGCUGCCACCCCUGAGCCCGUGGUUGAGGCUGAGACUAAGGCUGAGGCUUCCAUUGCCGAGCCCGCUGUUGCUGAAACUCCUGCUGCCGAAGAGAAGCCCAUCGAUGAGCCAGUUGCUGUUCUGGGAACUGCGGCUGAGCCCACUGCCGAGCCUGUCCCCGAACAGACUCCCGCUGUGGCUCCCGUUGUUGAAGAGCCUGCCACUGAGGCACCAGCUACCGAGAAGGCCGAGGAAGUGAAUGAGCCCGUCAUUGUCGAGCCCACCACCCAGGCUACUGAGGUUGUUGAGGCACCAGUUGUGGAGGAGGAGGAGGAGGAGGUUACUGCAGAGCCUGUUGAAGCUGCUGUCCCCGUGGAGAAAACUCCCGAGGCAGCCCCAGAGGAGGAAUCUACCACCAAGGACCUCGAGCCCGAGACAACCGUGGUGAAGGAGAACGCCGUGGAAGAGCCUGCACAGGAGGAGGAGGAUACCAAGGCCAAGGACCUCGUCCCAGAACAGUCUACUCCUGUCGUGGAGACAGUUGCAACUGAGGAACCCUCCAAGGUUGAAGCCGUGGAGACCGAAGUUGUGGCUGAGACAUCCGAUGCGAAGGAGCCGAUCCAGCCCUCCACUACUGAUGUUGAAAGCCCAGCACCAACUGAACCCGAGACUCAGCAGGAAGAGGCCGCUGUUUCUGCCUCCGAAGAAGUUGCUACCAAGGAUACUGGCAUCGGCGCUGAAAUUCUUGGUGUUGGUGCUGCCGCUGCCGCCAUUGCCGGUGCAGGCGUGGCCGCUCUUGCUCACAAGGACCACAAGGAGUCCGAGACUGCCCCAGAAGCCUCGAAAGAUCAGAAGGACAUCCAAGCUACUGAUGCCGAUAAAGAACCCGUUACUAAGGCUGAGACCCAGCCCCAGGUUUCGGCAGCAGAUGCACAGCCUGCCGACGGUAAGCCAACACCGUUUUACCUUUCAUCCCAGCCGUCUGCCAUCUCGUUCGAAACUGAUCCCAUUCUUGCAGCCCUCGCUGGAGACCGCGAAGCCCUCCUUAGCAAGCUCAACCAACCCUCUACCGACCAACUGUCCACUGCUACUCAGCAACCGUCUGCCGCAACAGUCGAGACUACGACCGAGCCCCAGCCUGCCGCCGAGGCCAGCAAGGGAACCGCCGAAUCCGCUGCCAAGUCGACUGAUGCCAAGCCCGCUGCCGACGAAACUCUUGCACCCAAGAAUAACGAUGAGGAUGAUGCUCGCCCAGCGAGCCAGAACCGGUCAGUGACUGCUGUUUCUCUAAAUGGUGCACCUGACAGCUGGCUCAAAGCAAUCCUGCGCACUGUCUUUGUGAACUUUUUUGGGGCCAUUUUUGCACCCUUCCGUCGUGGAAAGGCCUCAAAUUAG
This is a messenger RNA of Penicillium vulpinum, 6294 nucleotides long. RefSeq names its product PT repeat family protein. The record is from RefSeq and is a predicted model, not a curated record. The transcript has a single exon. NCBI's taxonomy places the organism in Eukaryota, Fungi, Ascomycota, Eurotiomycetes, Eurotiales, Aspergillaceae. Bases 1 to 6294 code for a protein of 2097 amino acids.